Messenger RNA from Arachis stenosperma, 2030 nucleotides. RefSeq names its product magnesium transporter MRS2-11, chloroplastic. Gene Ontology annotation, cellular component: membrane. Lineage: Eukaryota; Viridiplantae; Streptophyta; Magnoliopsida; Fabales; Fabaceae. Bases 158 to 1555 code for a protein of 465 amino acids. The transcript is spliced from 14 exons. Gene Ontology annotation, biological process: transmembrane transport; magnesium ion transport. The record is from RefSeq and is a predicted model, not a curated record. Gene Ontology annotation, molecular function: magnesium ion transmembrane transporter activity.
GAAAAGAACUGACUGGAUAAUUUAUUACAUCGUUUCGUUUUGAUCGUUACAGACUCCGAUUGAAGUGCAGAAGCUCCAACUACUCCGUUCCUGCACGGCAUGCACGACCACCAUAACAUAACCAUAGCCAUAACCAUAACCGCACUUAAACUAAACCAUGGCUUUGAGAUGGCCGCUCCUACUGCGGUUCCGUUCUCAACAACCUCUGCUCGCUCCAACUAACUUUGCCGCCUUCUCCGAUCUCGCCGAACCGCGUGCUUUUGACGCGCCGUGUCUUUCUUCCGUGAAUCUACUCCACCGGAGCAAUGUUUUGGCUCCGGCACUGAAGCUGAAGGUUCUGGCGCCUUACGUCGUCAAAUGCCUCGCCAGAUCCACAGAGGAGAAGCAAUGGAGCGACGCCGAAACAGUCGUCACUGAUUCCGACGAAGCUGCUUCUGAAGAUGACGGAACCGGUCAGCUUCGGAGCCAAACCUCUGCUUCGGAAACUGACCGUCUUGAGUCUCCGAGAGUCGCGACUAGCUACUCCGGCGACUCUCUUUCGCUUGGAAUUCGAGAACCGGUUUACGAAGUUGUGGAAGUGAGAUCAGAUGGAACAGUAUCGACAAGAAAAAUCAAUAGGAGACAAUUGUUGAAGUCAAGUGGUCUUCGUCCUCGGGACAUUCGAAGUGUGGAUCCGUCUUUGUUUUUGACGAAUUCGGUACCCUCCUUGCUGGUUCGUGAGUAUGCGAUACUUCUAAAUCUGGGCUCCCUUCGAGCAAUAGCAAUGAAAGAUUGUGUACUUAUAUUUGACUAUAAUCGUAAAGGAGGGCAAGCUUUUCUGGAGUCAUUGUUGCCCAGGUUGAACCCCAAGAACAGUAACGGAGGGCCAUCAAUGCCAUUUGAACUCGAGGCUGUUGAAGCAGCAUUGCUUUCAAGAAUACAGCGUUUAGAGCGCAGACUGAUGGACUUAGAACCUCGAGUGCAGGCUCUUCUUGAAGCCUUGCCAAAUCGAUUAACGGGUGACAUAUUGGAGCAACUUCGUAUUAGCAAACAAACUUUGGUUGAGUUAGGUUCUAGGGCUGGCGCUCUUAGACAGAUGCUGCUCGACCUUUUGGAAGAUCCCCAUGAAAUACGCCGUAUAUGUAUUAUGGGAAGAAACUGCACGGUUACAAAAGGAGACAAUUUGGUCGAAUGCUCUGUACCCUUAGAGAAGCAGAUUGCCGAAGAGGAGGAGGAGGAAAUUGAGAUGCUUCUUGAAAAUUAUCUUCAAAGAUGUGAAUCAUGUCAUGGUCAAGCUGAAAGGCUUCUUGAUUCUGCAAGGGAAAUGGAAGAUUCUAUAGCAGUCAGUUUGAGCUCACGAAGGCUUGAGGUUAGCCGAGUGGAACUGCUUCUCCAAGUAGGAACAUUCUGUGUGGCAGUUGGUGCACUUGUAGCAGGUAUAUUUGGCAUGAACCUGAAGUCAUAUCUUGAAGAGCAUGUGUUUGCAUUUUGGCUGACGACAGCUGGAAUAAUUGUCGGUGCUGUUGUUGCUUUUUUCCUUAUGUAUUUCUACCUCAAGGCAAGGAAAAUAUUUUGAUUGGAAGAAACUUCAAAAAUUAGGUGAUAUCAGAUCAUGAAGAAAACUAAGAACUCAAUGAAUGCCAGUGAUUGUGCAUGAGGACCAUCCAGAAUGAAUUGGAAAGUGUGUGCAAUAUUACCGGCAUUAGUCAUUACCAAUCAAUCGGCAAGAAUUGGUUUCCAUUCUUAUUUAGGAAGGGAGUAGAGCAUUGUUUUGUUGUUUAAUGAUUUCAGAGUGGUUAUAAUAGUCAUAAUCGACGAUCAGCCAUCGAGAUCCUACAUCUAGUUGUUGCUCGUGCCCGUACGUGCUAAAACAAUACACAUUCACACUAUAUGCAUCAAGACAGGAAGUUGAACACUCCCCCAGCAAGAAGCAUUUUAGUUGGGAAUUUUUUAGGGUGCUGGUGUGUGUAGAAUAUUGGAAUGGGCAAGAUUAGAAAAAUGACGUCCAAACACGGUACAGGAUUGAUCCAAUCUUUUUUUUAAUGUGGAAA